This is a messenger RNA of Pestalotiopsis fici W106-1, 1206 nucleotides long. RefSeq lists its product as uncharacterized. The coding region runs from base 1 to 1206 and encodes 401 amino acids. The transcript has 2 exons. The record is from RefSeq and is a predicted model, not a curated record. Lineage: Eukaryota; Fungi; Ascomycota; Sordariomycetes; Amphisphaeriales; Sporocadaceae.
AUGACUUCCAAAACACAGCAGAUUUUCACCGCAGCCGCGCUGCUAGGCACGGCGGCCGUCAAUGGCCACAUGAUUAUGAAGACGCCGGCACCUUUCGGCGGCUCAAGUCUCGACAACUCCCCCUUGACCUCUAGCAACUACCCGUGCAAGGUCACCUCCGACCCUGCUUCUUUCUACAGCGGUACCACGGCAACAGAGAUGGCCAUUGGCGAGACACAGACCCUGUCCUUCACCGGCAGCGCUGUUCACGGCGGUGGUUCUUGCCAGCUCGCCAUCACCACGGAAUCGCAGCCCGACGCCAGCACCAACUGGCAAGUCAUUCUCUCCAUCGAGUCUGGUUGCCCCAGCACAGACGGCACCGCAGCAAGCACGUACGACUUCACCAUUCCCGACGGAGUUGCCGCAGGAGAUUACGUCUUUGCCUGGACCUGGGUGUCAAAGCUCUCUGGAACCCAAGAGUACUACAUGAACUGCGCCCCCAUCACAGUUACUGGCAGCUCCUCCAAGCGCUCUGUCAAUGAGUCGAUGACACUGUUGGAGUCCCGCGCCACCUUCCCCGAUCUCUUCGUCGCCAACCUGGCCGAUAUCAACGACUGCAAGACCGUCCUGUCCUCUGAUGUCGAGUACCCGGAGCCGGGUGACAAUGUCCAGACCCUUGGCGCCAGCCCGGCCCUGGCUACCCCCAGCGGCACCAACUGUUUCCCCAAGGGCAGCACUGGUGGCUCGACGGGCGACUCCUCGGACUCUGGUUCUGGCACUUCGGCCGCGGGCUCUGCGGCUACCUCUGCGGCUACCUCGGCUGCCACCGUUGUAGCCAGCGAGCAGGCCACCGCAUCAGCCGCUUCAUCCGCUGGUGGUAAUGGUGGUGUAUUCCUUACCUCUGCUGCCACCAGCUUUGCUACCAGCACGACCAAGGCGGCUGUCGCGAGCAGUGCGGCAGCAACGGGAUCCUCAUCCCCCGCAAAGACAUCUUCAUCCGCCCCGGCAACCGGAACCGGAUCGACCUCUGGCGGAGAGUCCGGAGCUUGCACUUCGGAGGGCACUUUCAACUGUGUUGGAGGCUCUCAGUACCAGCAGUGCGCGUCCGGCGCUUGGACAACUCUCCAGGCCAUGCCUGCGGGAACUACCUGCGAGGAGGGAGAGAGCACCAGCCUCUGGGCCCGCAAGGAGGCCCGCAACCUCAAGAUCCGCCGCAGCAGAUUGUAA